Molecule: messenger RNA, 967 nt
Organism: Orbicella faveolata
Lineage: Eukaryota; Metazoa; Cnidaria; Anthozoa; Scleractinia; Merulinidae
Product: U11/U12 small nuclear ribonucleoprotein 25 kDa protein-like
Biological process (GO): mRNA splicing, via spliceosome
Cellular component (GO): U12-type spliceosomal complex
Source: RefSeq, a predicted model, not a curated record
GGAAAACACAAAAUGGCGGACGAAGAUGGUGAAGUUGAGGAAAAUAUUGACGGGCUUUCUCAUCCCGAAGUUAUGUCUCUCUUCAGUGAAAAGCUGGCUGAGAUAAUGAGUGAUCCUUUGCUCAUUGGGCUGCCAAGUGAGCCCACUCUUGAUGAAGUGAAUUCUCAGAUUGCUCUGGAACACGGUCGUGCUAUUGUGGUGAAUGUUCGACAACAAGAUGAGAUGAACACUGUUUUACCUGUUGUUGUCAUACAAAAUGCAACUGUGCAUGACUUGAAGAAGGCAAUCCAGAGGCACAUCUCACUGAAACUGUCCAGGGAAGGAGGUCCUAACAUUGUGUCUUGGAAGCAUGUAUGGAAAACCUACUGGUUGUCAUUUCAAGGACAAAAGCUGACAGAGGACCAUCAACCUCUCAAGUACUAUGGCAUUCAAAGUAAAGAUGAGGUUACUUUUGUCAAGAGAUUGAGAAGAAAGUGAAUGGAUAAUUGAUAAUACUGUACAAUUAUUGCAUUAAGCUGUGCAGAUUUUUUUGCCAAGAGAAUCAUGGAAAGGCUGUUAUACUUGACUUACUUUCUGACUAAGAUCAAGGCAGAUGGUAAAGUUGUCCAAAAAGAUCUGGCAUGACUGUGAAUGGUAAAUCUACCACCUUUCAAGUUCCAGUUACCCCUUUACUAAGACUACAUAUGUUUGAAGAUUUGAUCUGUGUAUAGCAGAUGUAAGGUACUGGUAGUAGGGUGGUAGCUCAUAUGGACCUCCCCCCUGGCCGCAUUUCUCGUCAUGCUCUGCUGCAAUGUAUAUGGAGAGUCUUCAGUUCACACUGUUGUUUGAUUGUGAGGAAAGCAGUUUUCAUGGCAAGCACAUGUAAAAUGUAGGCUGAGGCUUAAUUUAUAUCAUCAUGUGCCAUGGAAUCUAAUUCAUUAUAAGGAGUUUUCAAAUCAUUGGCUAAUAAAAAUUGAUUUUUAUUUGA